AAAAGAGGGUAUAGAAGAAGCCCCCACUUAUCUUCUAAAUGUGAAGCAGACAAGAAAUUUGUCUCUUAGAUGCUUCGUCAAUAGGUUCAUUGCCUUCAUGGGGGGAUUCCAGCUUUCCCAGCUCCUAUUCCCAUUAUUAAAGGAUCCAUUUUUUAACAAGACAGAGCUACUCUCAAGAGUGCAAAUUAAUAUGAACACAGAGGAUACCCUCCUUGCACAUAGAGGCCAGGAGGACAGACAAGAGGAAAUAAAGAAAUGUGAGCAACAAAGCAAAAACGACAAAGCUAAUAGCCCAAAGAAGAACUGA
Messenger RNA from Ilex paraguariensis (yerba mate), 307 nucleotides. The record is from the annotation of a GenBank genome assembly. NCBI's taxonomy places the organism in Eukaryota, Viridiplantae, Streptophyta, Magnoliopsida, Aquifoliales, Aquifoliaceae.